Molecule: messenger RNA, 1224 nt
Organism: Nicotiana tabacum (common tobacco)
Lineage: Eukaryota; Viridiplantae; Streptophyta; Magnoliopsida; Solanales; Solanaceae
Source: RefSeq, a predicted model, not a curated record
AUGGCAAUUGAUAACGGAAAUCCUUCUGCGACUGUUGCUGCAACGACGAUAGCCUCAUCAAGCCGCACUGUUGUUCCUCCGACUGAGAAACCGGAGAAAUUUUCUGGAAAAUUCACUAUUAAAAAGCCUUUAGUGCUUGUUGCGGACAUGCCGGAUAAUGAGAAGUUCAUGAUUGUUGAGGCAUGGAAGCAGGAAGAUUUUCUUUGUAAAGGCUAUAUGUUAAGCUCUUUAGAGGAUGACUUGUACAAUGUGUACAGUGCGAUGAAUACUUCAAAAGAAUUAUGGGACGCACUUGAGAAGAAGUACAAGACGGAAGAUGCAUGCUUGAAGAAGUUCGUGGUUGCCAAGUUUCUAGACUAUAAAAUGAUAGACAACAAAACUAUGGGAACCCAAGUUCAGGUGCUUCAACUUAUUUUUCACGACCUUAUUGCUGAAGGUAUGGUCAUGAAUGAAGCAUUUCAAGUGGCUCCAAUGAUUGAAAAAUUGCAUCCUUCGUGGAAAGAUUUCAAGAACUAUCUUAAGCACAAGCGCAAAGAAAUGAAGUUGGAAGAUCUUGUGAUACGUCUAAAGAUUGAGGAAGACAACAAAACAGUCGAGAAAAAGUCUCGUGGAAAUUCAACGAUCAUGGGAUCUAAUCUCGUUGAGGAGACUGCUCCAAAAGUAAGAAGAAGAGGUCUUCUGGACAGACUAAGGAGUAGAACAAAAAUAAAUUCAAGGGAAACUGCUACAAUCGUGAAAACGUUGGAUAAAAAGAAGGGACAAGCCAACAUAGUGGAGAAGAAUGAUGACAUUGAUGAUCUUUGUGCAAUGCUUUCGGAAUACAACCUAGUUGGAAAUUCGAAUGAGUGGUGGAUCGACUCUGGAGCCACUCGAAAUGUUUGUGCUAUCAAAGAAGCAUUUGCGACUUACUCUACUAUUGGUCCCGAAGAAGAGAUUUCCAUGGGAAAUAAUGCAACAACCAAGAUUGAAAGUUAUGGGAAGAUAUUCCUGAAGAUGACUUCAGGCAAGGUGUUAACGAUCAACAACGUUCUCCAUGUUCCUACAAUUAGGAAGAAUUUAGUUUUUACUUAUUUACUUGUAAAGAAUAGAUUCACAUGUGAUGAAGCAAUUGAAACAUUUACGCAAUACAAGAAUGAAGUAGAGAAUCAAUUGAAUAAAAAGAUCAAAAUGAUUAGAAGUGAUAGAGGUGGAGAAUAUGAAUCUCCGUUUGCAGAAAUAUGUUCG